GGCCAAAAUAGACAAAUUCAUAUCUCAGCCAAAUAACAUCGUAUACACUUGAAACUUUUACACCAACUAGGGUCACAAAGGUACUCCCUACUGCAAAAGUCUCAAAUCUCCUGUAUGCAUUUUUGUUGGUAUCCUUUGUAUUCAGGUGUAUUCUACUUUCCCUAUAAGAUUAACGCUGUUCUCUCUCAUUAUACUAGUCAGCGUGUAGCCUGUGGCGAGAAAAAAAAACCAAAAUAUUUGUUACAUACACAUACACACACACUUGUUCCCCUCGAGUAAGAGAUGGAAUAGGAAUUAGAGGGAAAGAACUCUGUGGAAUGAUACACAUACGAUUUUCUCUACCAUAACAAAAAAUCUUCUGUCUCAAGAAGUAAACUUGGUGGAGAUUUGAGACUUUUGCAGUAGGGAGUACCUUUGUGACCCUAGUUGGUGUAAAAGUUUCAAGUGUAUACGAUGUUAUUUGGCUGAGAUAUGAAUUUGUCUAUUUUGGCCGAUUUGCGCUCGGAAAAUCAGAAAAAUGGCUCGAAUUUUCGAAGAGCUUUCUGAAUAAAACCUCUUAGUCUUUUUACUACCACUAGGUAGGCAAUCGAUCCAUGUGGGCUGUAUUGGAAAAAGGAGGGUAACAUCUGUUUCCUCUAAGUAGAGCUGCGCAAGUCAAGUUAACGUUGACUUGACUUCUAAUAUUCACUAGUUCUUUAGUCAUCUCAAGAGUGCAUUUUUUCUUUUUUAAUAAGGAUAUUAAACAUUCAUAAAGUCGAGUCAUUUUCCAUGAUUAUUUAUUUAUUUAUAGAAUAGUUAUUCUAAAAAACAGGUCAAACAAAAGUAAUAGUCUAAAUAUCCUAAAAGCGUUAAUAGAUGACUUUAUAAUAAUGUAACACGAUGUGGACCAUACUCAUUCACAAAUAACAGAAAUAGAGUAUCGACAGUCGAGAUGAGAAGCUACACCUCACUUCAAUUUUUUUCCAAUGUAAAGAUUAAAGAGUCUGCCUGACGCGCCCUUCUCCAUUUCUUAUCUGUCUGCGAAACGCUUAUAGAUACAUAUAAACUUGAUAUAUGUAUAUAUAUAUACGUAUAUGCUCUAUAUAUAUAUAGACGUAUACCUAUAUGUAUAUAACGGUUUAUAUAUAGAAAAUUUUUCAUGCAUAGAAAUUAGUAUAUAAAAUGUACAAUGGCUGUCGUCCAAUAUUCAUAUCUACCACUAGUCUGUUGCAAAUCUUUAUUAUGAUUUAUGCCCUUCUUCAUAAUGAUAGUAAUAAUAAAGGUGUGAUCAGCAACAUUACAAGAGCAACGAGUUUACGUUUAGGUGCUCAGUAUGUUCCAUGUAUGAAAGGACUAUCAUUAUUCAAACAUCAUCGACAAUCUCCAUUGGAACAAACAACACUUUGCUUCUAUCAAAAUUUUUUGAAAUCAGUUUGUGGUAAUGAAAAUCCAUUUCAAUUAUAUCGUUUUCUUACUCCCAUAUUUCUUCAUCAAAACAUAUAUCAUCUCAUAAUUAAUUUACUUGUGCAAUUAUACGUCGGUAUCAAACUAGAAAAACAAUAUGGAUCACUCAUUAUUUUUGUCGUUUAUUUUCUAUCAGGAUUAGCUGGUAGUUUAUUGAAUGCAUUGUCACAUCCAGAUGCGAUGAUGACUAACAAUUAUGAUUUAUUUAUUGAUUAUUGUUCAAAAAAUGAAAAUGUUUACGGUUAUAUUGCAAUGAUUUUAUUUAGAAAAAGUGAUUAUGAACAAUCAUGGAUAUAUUGUACAAAAUCAAUUGAAAUGUUUGAAAAAUGA
Messenger RNA from Didymodactylos carnosus, 1773 nucleotides. NCBI's taxonomy places the organism in Eukaryota, Metazoa, Rotifera, Eurotatoria, Philodinida, Philodinidae. The record is from the annotation of a GenBank genome assembly.